Molecule: messenger RNA, 606 nt
Organism: Acanthosepion pharaonis
Lineage: Eukaryota; Metazoa; Mollusca; Cephalopoda; Sepiida; Sepiidae
Source: the annotation of a GenBank genome assembly
AUGGCUCUCUCUCUCUCUCCCUCUCUCAUUCUAUCUCAGUUUUUCGUACCCCCUCACUCCACUUUUACGUUUAUUUCUUCAUUUAAAAAUAACUAUCAAGCUUUCUUAGAUUUAAUUAUCUCUAUCUAUCUAUCUAUCUAUCUAUCUAUCUAUCUAUCUAUCUGUCUGUUUUCAUUAUCUAUCUAUCUAUCUAUCUAUCUAUCUAUCUAUCUAUCUAUCUAUCGUAGUCUGUUCAUUAUCUAUGUCAGCUUUUCAUUCUUUCUUUCUUUCAGAUUGAUCAUAUCUAUCUAUCUAUCUAUCUAUCUAUCUAUCUAUCUAUCUAUCUAUCAAGCUAUCUAUCUAUCUAUCUAUAUAUAUAUAUAUAUAUAUAUAUAUAUAUAUAUAUAUAUAUAUAUAUAUAUUAGUCUGUUCAUUAUCUAUGUCAACAUUUCUUUCUUUCUUUUCAGCUUGAUCAUUAUCUAUCUAUCUAUCUAUCUAUAUUUUCAUUGUCUAUCUAUCUAUCUAUCUCUGUCAACAUUUACUCUUUAUUUCAUUCUUUCUUAUAGUCUGAUUAUAUCUAUCUAUCUAUCUAUCUAUCUAUCUAUCUAUCUAUCUAUAGAUAGAUAG